Nycticebus coucang (slow loris) is the source of this 3382-nucleotide messenger RNA. It is a transcript of the gene CDC50B, whose product is annotated as transmembrane protein 30B. Lineage: Eukaryota; Metazoa; Chordata; Mammalia; Primates; Lorisidae. Gene Ontology annotation, biological process: phospholipid translocation. The coding region runs from base 130 to 1191 and encodes 353 amino acids. Gene Ontology annotation, cellular component: Golgi apparatus; plasma membrane; endoplasmic reticulum. The record is from RefSeq and is a predicted model, not a curated record. The transcript has a single exon.
AGCGCGGGGCGGGGCCGGAACCGCGGGACCUGGGACUGAGACGCACCUGUGCACCUGAGCCGGCGCGCAGCGCGUCCCGGGAGCAGCCCCCGGGCUCGCCCAGCUUGGACCGGUAGUCGGCCGUCCACCAUGACCUGGAGCGUCACGGCCCGGGGCGCGCACCAGCCCGACAACACGGCGUUCACGCAGCAGCGCCUCCCCGCCUGGCAACCGCUGCUGUCCGCCGGCAUCGCGCUGCCGCUCUUCUUCUGCUCCGGGCUGGCCUUCAUCGGCCUGGGCCUGGGCCUCUACUACUCCUCCAACGGCAUCACGGAGCUCGAGUACGACUACACCGGCGACGGGGGCGCCGGCAACUGCUCCAUGUGCGCCGCGGCUGGCCAGGGCCGCGCGCCGCCGCCCAGCUGCUCGUGCGCCUGGACCUUCUCGCUGGCCGAGCUCUUCCAGGGCCCCGUGUACCUGUACUACGAGCUGACCAACUUCUACCAGAACAACCGGCGCUACGGCGUGUCCCGCGACGACCGGCAGCUCAGCGGGGUGCCCUCGGCGCUGCGCCACCCGGCCAACGAGUGCGCGCCCUACCAGCGCGGCGCGGGCGGCCUGCCCGUCGCGCCCUGCGGCGCCAUCGCCAACAGCCUCUUCAACGACUCCUUCUCGCUGUGGCACCAGCGCCAGCCCGGCGGGCCCUACGUCGAGGUGCCGCUGGACCGCACGGGCAUCGCCUGGUGGACCGACUACCACGUCAAGUUCCGCAACCCGCCACUGGUGAACGGCAGCCUGGCGCUGGCCUUCCGCGGCACGGUGCCCCCGCCCAACUGGCACCGGCCGGUCUACGAGCUCAGCCCGGACCCCAACAACACCGGCUUCAUCAACCAGGACUUGGUGGUGUGGAUGCGGACGGCCGCGCUGCCCACCUUCCGCAAGCUGUACGCGCGCAUCCGCCAGGGCAACUACUCAGCCGGGCUGCCCCGCGGCGCCUACCGCGUCAACAUCACCUACAACUACCCGGUGCGCGCCUUCGGCGGCCACAAGCUACUCAUCUUCAGCAGCAUCUCAUGGAUGGGCGGCAAGAACCCCUUCCUGGGCAUCGCCUACCUGGUCGCGGGCUCCCUCUGCAUCCUCACGGGCUUCGUCAUGCUGACCGUCUACAUUCGCUACCAGGACCAGGACGACGACGACGACGGUGACGACUGACACCAGCUCUCCAAGGACGCUCCCUGCUUCUCGCCAACACUUGAGAGCUCCUUUUGGCGUCUGCUGCACCCCUCGCCACACAUUUCCUCCCUUGGCGGAUUGGGGGUGGGGGGCAGAGUGAGGAAGGACCCCCCUUCCUCGAGGGGUGCAGGGGCGACUGGAUCCUCUUGCGAGGGGUUUGGACUGCAGAGGGAAACAUCCUUGUAGAUUGCCCCCACCUCCUUAAGGACACCCAGUAGAUAAAUUGGUUCUUAGUCUACAGAGGAGGCAGACCGGAAGGGAUGGUGGAGACUCCUGGCCAGCCGGUAUCAGGUGAAGAGAGGGAGAGCCCCAGGGGUGUUACACAGCUCAGUCAAGAGCAGGCCGCUGGCUGGCACUUGGCUCCUGACUAGAGCUUUUCUCUUUUUGGGGUGAGUUGGGAUAGAGACUAAGGCCUACAAAUUACUGCAGAGGCCUGGAGGGGCUGGUGAGGAAGGGGGACAGAUAUUUGCUAAUAAGUAGAUGAGGAGGGGCCAACCCCAGAGACUCUGACACCUAAGGCUGGGGGGAGACCCUGGAAGCUGUGUAUUAAUACGCUCCUCUGGCGAUUCCUGUCUUCUCUCAAAUUUAGGAAUCAUUGCCCUGAGCCAGGUUACCAAGAUUUGGUAAAUCCAAUUUUUCAGAUUGUAAUUUGUUCCCAGGAGCAGUGACGAUCAAUGGAUCAAUGUUGUAUGUUCGGUUUAGCGUUCUGCCUUGAAUGGAGGAAGUUCUUUAUGAUUUAUGGAAUGAAUGGGGAAAAAAUACUUGCUAUCUCUAGAAAAUGAGUUGGCAUAUAGAUUUACAGGUUACGGUUGGUGUUGAUUCAUGUAAUAUUUUGGUGUAAAAGCAGACACUCAAACUUUACCAGAUGCAGAACAGAAACUUGGAAAUGCAGGGCCAGUCUGGGCAGGCCAGAGGAAAGGUUUUAAUCAUAUAGCUGGAAGAGAAAGUAAUUUCUCUAAAGUCACAUCUGUGUCUCCUGACUCCUGGCUAAAUCCUCUUUGUCAUCUGUUUUCUGGGUUGUUUUUUUUUUUUUUUUUUCAUGGUUAGAGAGGAAGAGAUUUAUUCAUACCUUUCCCUUGGAUCUGGAAAAAAAACCUUUUAAAUUUAUGUUCUCAAAUGAAACGUUAGUUCCUAGUGAUCACGUUUAAAUGAAUACUGAGACAGUGGGAUGGCAUACAGCCAUUAUGUAACCUGGAGUCUUAAGAGUAUUUGAACCUUUGAGAUAAUGUUAAAAUGCUGACUAAAAUCGUGCAAUUGAUUUUAUUGAUUAACAUCAAUCAAUAUGUAUAAAAAGCUAUCCCAAGAAGAAAUAAAAUAUUUUUUAUUUUAAAACUUUUAUGGCAAAAUGAGAGAACUUAAAAAAAAACCACAUCAUUCUAUUAUUGUACAAGUUAUUUGCUAAACUCAGUUACUUGGGGUUCGUCAGACAGAAUCUCCAGUGCCUGCUGUCUGUUACAGCUGCUUUCCAGUUUCUGUUGUUUAUGCUCAUUCCCCUAAAGCAGUGUAAGAUCUGGACUUUUUUUUUUUUUUUGCAGUUUUUGGCCACCUCUGGCAUAUGGGGCCGGCACCCUACUCCUCUGAGCCACAGGUGCCGCCCCGGACAUAUUUUUUUAGUAGACAAAUUUGUAAUUGUAUUGAAGAAUUUACAUUGAUUUUAUUUUACUCUGUUCUAGUUCUGAGGUUACUGACCAGUGGACUGCUUGUGUGUCGGUGAUGUCUGUCUUGGGUCUUCUGGAACAAUUAUGAUUUGAGAGAUUCUGUCCCACCGUUUACAUAUAGAAAAAAAAAUGCUUUAGUUCAAAUGUGUUGGCUUCCUAACUUCUGAAUGUGACAAAAUUUAAUUGUCAGAUUUUGUGUUGUGAUUUCAGGCUAUGAAAACAUAAUCAUUAUACGUACAUUGAGUAAUUUUUAUUUAUUGUGAAUGUUUGAUUGAGUUGCUCACUAGCCCAGCCCUCCUCUGUGGUGGCUAAGAGAGUUAUUGCAUAUUUUAACUGUAGUUGAGAGCAACAUGUAUUUUGCUAUCAUUUUUAGAAUAUUCAAGUCCAUUGCUGUAACAUUUUAAAUGAGAUCAUGAAAAUGAAGUGAUUCUGAGUCAGAUUAAGUUAAUGGAUAUGGUUUCAGACUCUUUUCUCUGGGUUCUUGAAAGAGAAUAAAGGUUAUGUUUAUUUUA